Messenger RNA from Blumeria graminis f. sp. triticale, 162 nucleotides. The record is from the annotation of a GenBank genome assembly. NCBI's taxonomy places the organism in Eukaryota, Fungi, Ascomycota, Leotiomycetes, Helotiales, Erysiphaceae.
AUGCACCUACUACAUAAGUAUUCCAAAUUUCAAGCUGAGUUAUCGUCGUACAUAGUCUUUUGGGAAGCUAGUCUUCUCCUAGUCUUGCUCUUUGAGUGCGGGGCUUGUGCCCGUCAUGAAAUGGCAUUCAUUAACUCUGGAUCGGCAAUAUGUCUAAUGUAA